Molecule: messenger RNA, 2837 nt
Organism: Neogale vison (American mink)
Lineage: Eukaryota; Metazoa; Chordata; Mammalia; Carnivora; Mustelidae
Gene: GRAMD2B
Product: GRAM domain containing 2B
Exons: 14
Coding region: 236-1642 (468 amino acids)
Source: RefSeq, a predicted model, not a curated record
CAGGCCCUCCCAGCCUCUGGGUGAUCUGUUGCCCCAGCACACAGCUAGCCUGCUGGAGCCGAGCGGUGUGGGGCCCACGGGCACACACCUGGGAGCCACCCAGCUCCCACAAAAUCGGACGUUUACCUGUUGCAGCAGGCAUGACCUGGAGCUCAUGCCCUUGAGGGAUCAGCGGAGAGGCAGCAGAAUGGAGAUCUGGGAAGGGCACUGCCAUCCAAGUUGACUUCCGUCUGCUAUGGGGAUUGAACAUUAUUCCCUCCUCCAGAAAGCAAGGUGUUUUCAUCGGUUUUCCUUCCACCCCCUUCCCCGGAUGUCUAAGAUCAAGCGUGCUUCUCUCUUCUCCAGCUCAGAGGCUGAGAAUGGUGUGGAGGAGAAAAAGAAGAUCUGCAAGUCGCCAACAGUCCAGUCCCCAACCCCGUCCAUUGAGGCCGAGUCCCCAGACCAGAAGAGAAUCCUUUCCUUGCGGUCCAAAUCCAGUUUUGAUGGUACCUCUUUAGCAAGCGACAAGAACGACUGUAAAGCAGAAAGCAAAAAUGAAUCUAAGGUGGACAGGAAAAAGUAUUCGUCUUCCAGCCAGUACAAGGCCAAUAUGCACUUCCACAAGUUGUUCCUUGAUGUCCCAACUGAGGAACCACUGAGGCAAAGUUUUACCUGUGCUCUACAGAAAGAGAUAUUAUACCAAGGGAAGCUCUUUGUAUCAGAAAACUGGAUUUGUUUUCAUUCCAAGGUCUUUGGAAAAGACACUAAGAUCUCUAUUCCGGCGUUCUCAGUCACCCUCAUAAAGAAAACCAAAACUGCCCUCCUCGUGCCAAAUGCCUUAAUUAUAGCAACAGUCACAGACCGGUACAUAUUUGUCUCCUUCCUCUCCAGAGAUUCUACUUACAAGCUACUGAAAUCUGUAUGUGGACACUUAGACAAUACGAGCGUCGGGAACAGUCCCAACCCAUCUUCUCUUGAAAACAGUUUCCGCGCAGACCGCCCUUCAUCUCUGCCUCUGGAUUUCAACGAUGAAUUCUCAGAUCUGGAUGGAGUGGUUCGACAAAGAAGGCAAGACAUGGAAGGAUACAGCAGCUCUGGUUCUCAGACUCCCGAAUCUGAGAACUCUCGAGAUUUCCAUGUGACAGAAUCCCAGACAGUUCUGAACGUCUCCAAGGGAGAAACAAAACCAACCCGGGCAGAUGCCCAUGUGAAUAGAGUGCCUGAAGGAAAAGCCAAGAGUCUCCCUGUACAUGGUCAGUCAGAAACCACUGGAGUCCUACACAAAUUCAAGUCUCAGACAUGUACGACUCUCCACCAUAUUCUUAUAUUUUACGCAAUUGUUGUCUGUGCACUAAUCAUCUCGACCUUCUACAUGAGAUACAGAAUUAAUAAUCUGGAGGAGAGGCUGGGGUCACUAACCUCCAUCGUGGACACUCAUCAUCAGGAACAGACAGCACCAUCCGGCCUGGGGUCACAAGUACAAUUAAAUGUGGAGGUCCUCUGCCAAGAGCUGACGGCUAACAUAAUGAAAUUAGAAAAGGAGGAGGGCGGACAGGAAGAUUGGCACAGGAGAACCGGCCCAGAAUUAAACCUAACUAACAUUUCUUCACCUCUCCUUCCGAUACAAAACAACCUCCAGAAGCUGCUUGAGAAUGGUGACUGACAGACCGGGUCAAUCGUUCAGGCCGACAUGAUACCUCGAUCGCGCGUCCCUUUGGAGGUGCUCCCCGAGGCAUUCUGGUGGAGCGCUCCCUGCUGGCCAGAGGAGCGGGCGGACCAGCAUCCCCAGCCAUGUUUGCACUUGGAGGUCUCCAGCUCAGGAAGUGGGGGAGGGGGAAUAAUUCUGGUUCCUGUGCAAUAAACAUUGACCCUGUCUCUCUGAGGAAGUUUUCAGUGCUGCUGCCCGAACAAAACAGACCCAUGUCUGGAGGUCUCUGGAAGGGCCUGGUGGACACUCUGGUGAUUGUGGUGCCACGGUUCUCGUGACUGUAUCAGCAAACACACUCCACUCCGUGCCUUUUUAGUCCUUUCUGUGCUCCUUUUCUCUCCUUUACACCUCUCUGAACCAGCGUUCCAACAAAGGGAGAGAUCAUGUGCCAAAAACCUGAUACGGUCCUUUCAAGAAUGAGCCCUGCUUCUCCAAAACAGACUUCCCUCAAAGAACACCAGCAUUUUUUUUUUUUCUUUUCCACCCUUCUGCUGUUCUGUUCUGCUUUAAAUCACCCUGCGUAUCUUCUCAAUUCAGUACGGACAAGAAUAUCACAAAGCAGAUUAAAAGUACCCUGUUUAUGUUGUGCUUUGUUCCUGUAACUAAUACUUAAUUGGACUGAUCGUCACCCAGCCCAGAUCAAGAAUCUAUGACCACAUGCAGCUGAAGUACUAAAUUAAACUUACUCAAAACCAAAACUAAUCUUUAAACCAAAAAGUACAAUAUGAUUUGAUACUGGAUGAAAAACCCUGAGUUUUUAAGUUUAUAGGUGGAUGAUGUUAGUUUUGAAACAGGCUGCCUACAUGGAAUGCUGAAACCCCUCCCAGCACGACAAAUGAAUGCUUCUCUCUCUUACUGACCAGAAGUGACUGGCAGUUUCCUAACUUCUAUUUACCAUAUGGGUUGGCUGGUUUUUAUUAAUAAUUAUUUAGGUACCAUAAGAUCUGUAAUAUAAAUGAUACUCUGUUUCUAUUGGCAAUGCAUUUUAUAAUCAUUUCUAUGAAAUGUACUUUGUUUAAUCAGAUAAGCUAAUAAAUGAAUUGGUUACAUCAUUUAUAUUUGUCAGCCUGUUGGACAAGAACUGUGCCUGGUGCACCACCCCCCACCCCCGGCUUUUAAUAAAUACUCAUUGGCUAAAAUGCCCUGCUAA